CUCAGCACCUGGUCUGGCCUCUGGUCUCGCUCCUCUCUGCCGCCAGCAUGACCACCACCAUCCGCCAGUUUACCUCCUCCAGCUCCAUCAAGGGCUCCUCUGGCCUGGGGGGCGGCUCUUCCCGUGCUUCCUGCCGACUCUCUGGCAGCCUGGGCGGUGGCUCCUGCAGGCUGGGCACAGCCAGUGGCCUGGGCAGUGGCCUGGGCAGCGGCCUCGGGGGUGGCAGCAGCUUCUCCAGCUGCUACAGCUUUGGCUCUGGCAGCGGCUAUGGGGGCAGCUUUGGGGGCGUCGAUGGUCUGCUGGCUGGAGGUGAGAAGGCCACCAUGCAGAACCUCAACGACCGCCUGGCCUCCUACCUGGACAAGGUGCGGGCCCUGGAGGCGGCCAACUCAGAGCUGGAGGUGAAGAUCCGGGACUGGUACCAGAGGCAGGCUCCUGGGCCUGCCCCUGACUAUAGCCCCUACUACAAGACCAUCGAGGACCUGAAGAGCAAGAUCCUGGUGGCCAGCGUGGACAACGCCAACGUCCUGCUGCAGAUCGACAAUGCCCGGCUGGCUGCGGAUGACUUCCGCACCAAGUUUGAGACAGAGCAGGCCCUGCGUCUGAGUGUGGAGGCGGACAUCAAUGGGCUGCGCAGGGUGCUGGAUGAGCUGACCCUGGCCAGAGCUGACCUAGAGAUGCAGAUCGAGAGCCUGAAGGAGGAGCUGGCCUACCUGAGGAAGAAUCAUGAGGAGGAAAUGAAUGCCCUGCGUGGCCAGGUUGGCGGUGAGAUCAAUGUAGAGAUGGAUGCAGCCCCUGGUGUGGACCUGAGCCGAAUCCUGAAUGAGAUGCGUGACCAGUACGAGCAGAUGGCCGAGAAGAACCGCAAGGACGCGGAGGAUUGGUUCUUCAGCAAGACGGAGGAGCUGAACCGUGAGGUGGCCACCAACACCGAGGCCCUACAGAGCGGCAAGAGCGAGAUCUCCGAGCUGCGGCGCACCUUGCAGGCGUUGGAGAUCGAGCUGCAGUCCCAGCUCAGCAUGAAAGCAUCCCUGGAGGGCAGCCUGGCAGAGACAGAGAACCGCUACUGCGUGCAGCUGUCUCAGAUCCAAGGCCUGAUUGGCAGCGUGGAGGAGCAGCUGGCCCAGCUGCGCUGUGAGAUGGAGCAGCAGAGCCAGGAGUACAAGAUCCUGCUGGACGUGAAGACGCGGCUGGAGCAGGAGAUUGCCACUUACCGCCGCCUGCUUGAGGGAGAGGACGCCCACCUGACUCAGUACAAGCCCAAAGAACCUGUGACCACCCGCCAGGUGCGCACCAUCGUGGAAGAGGUGCAGGACGGCAAGGUUAUCUCGUCCCGGGAGCAGGUCCACCAGACCACCCGUUGAGGCCCAGCCUCUCCUGGCCAGCUGCCCCCACCCUGCACCCCGGAGGCAGGGACACGGCCACCCCCUCUGCCCUACAGCCCCUGCCCUUGGCACUGGUCCCUUCCCCAUGCCCCUGCCUGGCACCAAUAAAGCUUGUUGAUUCAGA
This is a messenger RNA of Cavia porcellus (domestic guinea pig), 1509 nucleotides long. Its product is annotated as keratin, type I cytoskeletal 17. Gene Ontology annotation, cellular component: cytoskeleton; keratin filament. NCBI's taxonomy places the organism in Eukaryota, Metazoa, Chordata, Mammalia, Rodentia, Caviidae. The record is from RefSeq and is a predicted model, not a curated record. Gene Ontology annotation, molecular function: structural molecule activity. The transcript has 8 exons. Gene Ontology annotation, biological process: intermediate filament organization; epithelial cell differentiation. Bases 48 to 1364 code for a protein of 438 amino acids.